Batrachochytrium dendrobatidis JAM81 is the source of this 1967-nucleotide messenger RNA. RefSeq names its product IMP 5'-nucleotidase. The coding region runs from base 1 to 1248 and encodes 415 amino acids. Gene Ontology annotation, molecular function: magnesium ion binding. Lineage: Eukaryota; Fungi; Chytridiomycota; Chytridiomycetes; Rhizophydiales. The record is from RefSeq and is a predicted model, not a curated record. The transcript is spliced from 6 exons. Gene Ontology annotation, biological process: nicotinic acid riboside biosynthetic process; nicotinamide riboside biosynthetic process; nucleotide metabolic process.
AUGUCUAGUCUUUAUAGCAUAAACUAUCACUUGCGGUAUCUGGAGAUCUUUGAAUGCAUUGAGGAUUUGGUUAAAAUCCACAUCAUGCACAGUAACAAUGGAAUGCCUGAACUCUCCCGUUUAUCUCAUCUGGUUCCCAAUAUUGGUCGCUUUUUUACUCCGCUGCCACUACGUGAAACCUUUCUGGAACAAAGUCCUCUUCGAUCUAUUGCUGCUCGUCAUUCAGUACCUCCAAGCUUCAAUGACAUUCGUCAUAUUUUGAACUUUGCUCAAGUCAAGGCCAUUUCCUCGACUUUGAAACUGAUUACAUUCGAUGGGGAUAUGACAUUGUAUGCUGAUGGUGCUGAUUUUGCUCGUGAUUCUCAGCUUGUUCAGCUGUUGGUAAAGUUACUUGCUGCAAGAAUCACGGUUGCCAUUGUAACAGCAGCUGGAUAUGGCAAUGAUGCGGUUCGCUACGAAAGUCGACUGUCUGGAUUGCUCGAGGGAUUUAAAAACUCGGGACUUGAUCAUGCUGCUCUGUCGCAGUUUUAUGUGCUGGGUGGUGAAUGUAACUACUUGUUUAGGUACAGCCCAGAAGCACACCAGUUGGUUUACAUUUCAGAAGAAACUUAUCAACCUGAACGUGUACGCAAGUGGUCUACUGCUACUGGACGAAUUAAAACCAUUCUGGAUGCGGCCGAAGUGCAUCUUCGACAGUGUGCCAAGGAUAUGCAUCUGAAUGAUCGAAUCAACAUUAUGCGCAAAGAUCGUGCUGUAGGCGUGUAUCCUAAUCCUGGUGUAAAACUCACUCGAGAACAACUAGAUGAGCUUGCUCUCUCUACCCAGCACCAUCUGAACCAGCUACAACAUAUCAUUCUUCACAACAGUUUGAAGAAAAAUGGUGUGUUGAAUUCGAAUACGGCCGAUACGGCUAGCAAUUCAAGCUCUGGCAACCUCGCAUUGCUUUCCAAAAUAGUUUCUCAUGAAAGCACUGAAAUUGACUAUCCAAUUCCAUUCUGUGCUUUUAACGGAGGAUCGGAUGUAUGGGUGGAUAUUGGUAAUAAACUUAUUGGUGUUGGCAUGCUUCAGGACAUGCUUCAUUGUGAAGGAUGUGAAACCCUUCAUGUUGGUGACCAGUUUUCUACUACUGGUAAUGAUGUAGCCACGAGACGUGCUUGUUGUACUGCUUGGAUUGCCAAUCCCGAAGAAACUGCUCAAGUUCUUCUUCAUCUGACUGAUUUGCUGGAUCAGCGCACUCUCAUCAAGUAAUUGUUGAAUUGUGGUGGUAUUUAACCCAAUGUGAUCUUUUAUUAUUUUUAUACUUUCAAUAAAGUAUAUUUUUAAAAAUCAAUAUUCUGCACGUUGUUCAAUCAGAAUAGGGCGAAGCAAGGAGCUCUCUACGAGUUCAAACACCCGAUCAAACGUAGGAUGGUUAUUUAAAUGAUCUCUCUCUCCCAGUCCAUCUGCACGAACAGUAUACAUGAUGCCAGUUGAUACCAAACUAUCUCGCGAACCAAACACUUUUUUCAGCUCAUUCUUGACACCAAGAUGACUCUUGAUUCGUGCAGAUACUGACUCAGGCAUAUCUUCUGGAAACUGUAUCCAUUCUGCAGUGUGAGUAGACUGUAAAUGUUCUGGAAUAGCUUGUAUAUUGACAGCACAUCCAGUUAUAGGAUCGUAUCUGCGAUGAACCAAUCGAUUGGUGCAAGUUUCUGCAUCAGUGUCGAGCCAAACCAAUCUAUUACAAAAUGAUGUUGAGCAAAGCCUAAUCAACACACGUACACUACUUUGAGUUUACAUCUGUAUUAGGUAUGUACCUGUUUGGAACCAUUCCUUUGCUACGUAACGCUUCAGCAUCGAAUUUUGUAAGUGGGAAUCCAUCCAAGAUCCAUCCAUGGUUCAAACAAUCUUUUCUUUUUAGUCGUUCAACAAUCAAUUCGACCAAAUACCCUUGUGGAGCUAAAAUAAAUACAAGAUGCAUAGAAUAC